Messenger RNA from Paramecium sonneborni, 1034 nucleotides. Lineage: Eukaryota; Ciliophora; Oligohymenophorea; Peniculida; Parameciidae. The record is from the annotation of a GenBank genome assembly.
AUGUUUCAAUUGCUUUAAUGGUUUCAUUCUCAAGGAAUUAUAACAGAACAUAUAAGAAUCUAACAAAUUACAUAAACAUCAUAUGGUGUCUUAGCUUCUCAAUCCAUCCCUCCUAAUCAAGUAUCAUACAUUAAUAUUUAUAUUUAAGACCAUCAUUACUAUUCCUCUUCAUCUAUGUAUUUUCAGUGAUGACCUUUUGAAUAAUCAUUACUCAAGAUACAAGAAAUAUUAUCCUCAUAUAUUCAAUAUCCAACUUAAUGAAGAUGCUGAAUUCAACACUCUUGUUUUAUACAUGUAUAAAUAUUAUUAUCUUUUCAAAGAUUGCUCUAAAAAGAUAAUUAAUCCUCCCUACAUAAACCUUAUUUUGAUUAUGUCAAAUAACCUUAAAAUGUAUUAUCUUGGAAUCAAUAAUAAGUUGAUCUUAUAUUAGAUCUUAACCUUAAGAAAACUAUACAAAAAAUGAGAAUUGGUUUAGAAUUAAAUUUUUCAAGGUUUGUUACUUUUUUUAAAGAAUAAUUUAAAAAGGAACUUUCUUAUGAUCUAUUUUUAUAUGCCUAUCAAUUUGUAAUGACCAGAUGUUUUGGUGGAGACCAUCAUCUUCAAUCUUCAUGUUUAGUUCCUUUUGGAGAUAUGCUUAAUCACCAUGAUAAAUGUCAAACUAAAUAAAAAAUCAUUGGAACGAAUCUAGUCUUUAUUACUACCAAACCAAUCAAAGAAAAUGAAGAAAUUUAUAAUUUCUUUGGAGAACAUGGGAAUAGCUUUUUACUUUGUUGGUAUGGAUUUACUUAUGAUGACAACAUUUAUGAUAAAAUAUAUUUAUCCUACGAAGAUGACUAGAUUAAAGAAGUUAGUUGCUAUGAAUUUACUAAAUCAAAUUUCAAAUUAAAAUAUUACAAAGUUUGCUAAAGUAUCGAUAAAAUUCAUCUUUAUUUUAGAAUUGCUAACUCUAGUAGGACCUUCUAAAUUUAAAUAAGUAAUAAUGCAAGUUUAAUCUAUUACCGAACAGUAAUUAAAAAAUUAGCCAAAUUUAUUGA